Messenger RNA from Salvia splendens (bonfire salvia), 807 nucleotides. RefSeq lists its product as uncharacterized. Lineage: Eukaryota; Viridiplantae; Streptophyta; Magnoliopsida; Lamiales; Lamiaceae. Bases 1 to 807 code for a protein of 268 amino acids. The record is from RefSeq and is a predicted model, not a curated record. The transcript is spliced from 2 exons.
AUGGACGACCAAGCCGUCGCAAGUGCAAUAAAUGAUUUUUGCGAGCUCCCAAAGCCAGCUGGGUCAAGUGGGACAGCUCAAGUAUCUAGCCUAGCGAAGCGGCAUGAUCAAGGCGAGCUACUGGAAAGAGACACAGCAGAAAACCCUCUGCCCAAUGAAGAACCAAAACCUGCAAAAGAGUUAAAACCCCUUCCCGCACAUCUAAAGUAUGCCUACCUGGGUGAAGAUGAAACCAAGCCUAUCAUCAUCAACAAUCAAUUAACCCAGGGGCAGGAAGACAGAUUGCUGGAAGUAUUAAGAAGGAAUCAGAGGGCCAUCGGCUGGAAGCUGACAGAUUUGUUGGUAGGGAAGCAGUACUUCAGUUUCGUGGAUGGUUAUAGUGGCUAUUUCCAGAUUGCUGUGAAUCCAGAAGACCAGGAGAAGACGACGUUCACCUGCCCUUUUGGCACUUACGCUUACAGGAGAAUGCCUUUUGGCCUCUGUAACGCCCCGGGCACCUUACAGAGAUGCAUGAUGAGCAUUUUCUCAGACCUAUUGGAGGACUGCAUUGAGAUUUUCAUGGACGAUUUUACUGUCUAUGGGGAUGAUUUUGAUCAAGGGCUGCAUAGUCUGAACAGGGUAUUGGAAAGAUGCCGCCAGAAGGACUUGGUUCUGAAUUUCGAGAAAUGCCAUUUUAUGGUUACCGAAGGAAUAGUCUUGGGCCACAUAGUGUCAAGCAGAGGGAUCGAGGUCGACUUCCAUAUCCUACCAACCAGAAGGAGAUCAGAGCCUUUCUGGGGCACGCUGGGUUCUAUAGACGAUUCAUAA